Molecule: messenger RNA, 1539 nt
Organism: Colletotrichum phormii
Lineage: Eukaryota; Fungi; Ascomycota; Sordariomycetes; Glomerellales; Glomerellaceae
Product: dicarboxylic amino acid permease
Exons: 5
Coding region: 28-1539 (503 amino acids)
Biological process (GO): amino acid transmembrane transport
Cellular component (GO): membrane
Molecular function (GO): amino acid transmembrane transporter activity
Source: RefSeq, a predicted model, not a curated record
GUCGGCACAACGGCAGAGCCCUCCGACAUGGGACACUCAAUCUCUAACGUCGAGGGGACUUCCACAGAGACUACGGGUGAACGACAACAACUCAAGCGGGAGUUCAAGGAACGCCAUGUCUCCAUGAUCGCCGUCGCCGGCGCCAUUGGGACUGGACUCAUCAUCGGCUCAGGGACGGGCCUCGUCAGAGGCGGGCCCGCGAGCCUGCUGAUCGCGUACACCCUCAUCGGCGCAGUCGUCUUCUUCAUCAUGACGGCUGGGUUUGCUGGAUAUGCUACACGCUUCGUUGAUCCGGCCUUGGGGUAUGCCACUGGAUGGAAUUACUUUUUGAAAUACGCCAUCGUCCUCCCCAAUAACCUCACGGCAGCCGGUAUCAUCAUGCAGUAUUGGAGACCAGACCUCAACGUUGCCAUCACAGCUGUCAAUGUAAGUAUUCCAAACUACCAGACAACGAUUCUCGCGCUGAUAAACCACCAGAUCCUACACGUCUCCUUCUUCGGCGAAGCAGAAUUCUGGAUGUCUGCCGUAAAGCUCCUCGUCAUCAUAACCCUCAUCCUGACCUGCUUCAUAAUCUCCAUGAGCGGCCAACCAUCCCACGAAAUAAUCGGCUUCAAAUACUGGCACAACCCAGGCGCCUUUGGCUCCUACCUCGUCGAAGGACCAACAGGCCGCUUCCUCGGCUUCUGGGCCGCGACAGUCCAGGCCUGCUUCGCCUACACUGGUACUGAAGUCGUCGGCGUCGCUUUUGGCGAGGCACCAAAUCCACGCCGGACGAUCCGCAAGGCCGUGAGACAGACGCUGUGGCGCAUUGUCUUCUUUUACGUGUUGGGGGCGCUGGUGCUGGGGAUGUCGGUGCCGUAUACCAAUGGCAUGCUCAUUGGUGGCACGAAGAAGAGUACCGGUGCUGCGGCGAGUCCGUUCGUCGUUGCUGUGCAGAUUGCGAAUAUCCCGGUGUUUCCGCACGUCGUCAACGGGUGUUUGCUUAUCUUCGUCAUCACGCCGGGGAUGUUCAUGAGGACGUCUGGAAAGGGUGUUCCGUUGUACGGGGUCGCAGCUACGAGUGUCUUUGCGGCUCUGGCUUACAUGAAUGCCGCCAAGAGCUCCUCCCAAGUGUAUGGUUAUCUCGUUAGCCUGGUCACGGUAUUUGGAACCCUUAACUGGGUGAGUGUCCUGACCAGCUACAUCUGCUUCACUAGAGGCAUGAGAGCUCAGGGCACCCCGAGGAGUUUGAUGCCGUAUCGUGGGCCCUUGCAGCCUUAUGGCUCUUACUUUGCUUUAUUUGUGACCAUACUGGUUGUCACUUUCAAUGGUUACAAUGCCUUCAUCCCAAAGUUCACAGUUUCUACUUUCAUGACUUCGUACAUUGGCGUUGCCAUCUAUUUGGUCAAUAUUUUCAGCUACAAAGCGUACGCCAAGACACGGCGGGUGGAGCUACACUCGAUGGAUCUAGUAACAAACAGACUUGAGGAUGAUGGGAGCAAGUAUCUCAGUACACUGGAGAAGGCCGCUUCCUGGGCAGCAGAACGGUUCAGGAGAUAG